CCCAUCAUAUAAUGCGCCAGUCCCGAUCCGUUGCUAGGCUGGUUGCUAAGGGAAGCCCAGGUCCAACAGAUAUCGAGUUUCCGCCUUUGCUGUCAAAGUUUGUCUCAUGUCGUUCUUGGAAGUCGCCUUGGCAAACAUGCCUGCGCCCACGGAGUCCACGCCUGGCACCAAAAUCAUACAGCCCCGUCGUCACAAGGGACGGGUAGUCGUGUGGGAGGACCUGUCUGUCAACCACAUGGAUGCCAUCGACCAGGCGACCACACCUGACGAACUAAGGAGCAUCCUGGGCCAGAUUUUCGGGAUGUCAGACCACCGAGAUAACCUGAAGAACGGUGUCCUGAUGGACCUGUUUGUGUACACCAUCCUGCACGCUCGCAGGCAGGGCUUCAACAAGGAGCAGACCUCCGCUUUCUUCUCCAUUGUCAAGAGAACUCAUGCUGUCUGCGUAGAAACGCCAUUUGGAAACGUCCAGGAAUGUUACAAUUACUUCACAGAACUGCUCCUCUGUCAUGGCACCAAGAGACCUCCCUUCAGCGUUGACCUGUUUGAUGCAGACCAAGUCAGGAACAUCACGGAUUACGUCGUCAACACCUACUUCAGACACUUCAAACUCUACAAAUAUGUCUUCACACCAAAGGUUCAGCUGGACCUAACCAUGAAGUAUGUGGGGAUCCCAGAGACUCCACAGCCUGAAGAAGAAGAACAGAAGGAGGAGGAGCAGCCUGGUCCUGAUGCUGAGGCAGCAGAGCAGCAGGAGGAGCCACAGGAAGUAGAAGUUGCCCCAACAGAACCAGAAAAAACAGAGGAGACUGAACCUGAAGUUGAGUCCCCCCGUAAGAAGGAGCUACGAUCCCUGAUCCAGUCUCAGCUGGCCAGCCAAGUCAAGGAGCUGCGGCAGUCCGUGGACGAGCAGCUCAAGAUCAACGACCAGGUCCUCACCCAGAAACUGGCAUCGCUGGGGGAGGGGGACUCCAGCAAGGGGGGCCGGACGUCCAGUAGGGGAGGAAAGAGGAAGUAAACUUCUGUUGCGAAAAUUAUUUCGUUCUGUCAAUGUUGUUUGUGUUUGUACCUCGUAAUGUGACAGCCAAGAUUAAUGACCAGGUCCUGACCCAGAAACUGGCAGCGCUGGGGGAGGGUGACUCCAGUAAGGGGGGCAGGACUUCCAGUAGGGGAGGGAAGAGGAAGUAAACUUCACUAAAAAUUGUUCUGUCUCUUACAUGUUUGUUCCUUGGUUAGUUUGUCCCUCGUUAUGUGACAGCCAAUAUUAAUGACCAGGUCCUGACCCAGAAACUGGCAGCACUCGGGGAGGUGGACUCCAGCAAGGGGGGCAGGACAUCCAGUAGGGGAGGGAAGAGGAAGUAGCCUUGUGGAACCCUUGGAUUUAAUUUGGCCAUACUGGUUUGAUUAUAUGUAUGACAUCCUCUCGGUACCCCAGGGUGAUGUAAGGAUGCAAAAAAAGAAAAGUUGGGCAAAAAAUAUGGGCCUUUAUUAUGAAAUUUAAGUGUUCGAGAAGGAUGAAGGACUUAAAACACAGAACGUAAUGGAUUCCUAAAUUUUGUUUGCUUACGUCCUUUCAAGACUUGCUCAGGAUUCAAAAUACAUUUUUAAGCUUGACAAAAUAUAUUUGUUCAUUCCUUGUGGGAUUUGCAGUAUUGUCACAAACUUUUUUUUGGAAAAGAACAAAAAUUUAUGCGUAUGCAGAUGUCAUCAGUAUAUAAUCAAUUCAGUAUGUCCUUGAGUGAACUUGACUUGUCUUUCAAAUAUGUCUAAGAAGUUGUCAAUGUGGGAUGUAACAGCCAAUAUAUUGUACUGAGAGUUUUAUGUUUUCUUUUACAUGUAAAUACAAAGUAUUUUUUAAUUGAUGACUAUUUCAGGGGUCUUUGUUUAUCAAUAUAGGGAGUGGAAAAUUCAGUUGUUCUGCAUAUUAAUGUAUGUAAUAGUAAUUUCCAGGUUGAGAUCAUUGCUAGACCUUUGUGAAUCUGUCAACUUGCUAUAAGCUUAAACACAAGUUUUCUGUCAGCUUUUUAGAUGUAAAUAUCAUAUUACUUGAAAAACUUGUAGUUUUGUUGUGUACAAAAACGUGUGAUGCACUGGUGAUGUUGAUAAUCAAUGGUACUCAUUAAAACAACAAAAGAUUACA
Molecule: messenger RNA, 2140 nt
Organism: Branchiostoma floridae (Florida lancelet)
Lineage: Eukaryota; Metazoa; Chordata; Leptocardii; Amphioxiformes; Branchiostomatidae
Product: coiled-coil domain-containing protein 189-like
Exons: 10
Coding region: 107-1018 (303 amino acids)
Source: RefSeq, a predicted model, not a curated record